This is a messenger RNA of Mangifera indica (mango), 989 nucleotides long. Its product is annotated as ras-related protein Rab7. Gene Ontology annotation, cellular component: vacuolar membrane. NCBI's taxonomy places the organism in Eukaryota, Viridiplantae, Streptophyta, Magnoliopsida, Sapindales, Anacardiaceae. The coding region runs from base 131 to 757 and encodes 208 amino acids. Gene Ontology annotation, molecular function: GTP binding; GTPase activity. The record is from RefSeq and is a predicted model, not a curated record. The transcript is spliced from 7 exons.
AAAAGAGAAUCAUUUACACGUCAGGCAUAUUGAAUUUUUCCAAAAAUAUCUCUGGACAAUUUUGUUUCGUCAUCUCCUACAAAUUCCAAAACCUAAUUGUUCUAGAUAAUUUGUUCGCCUGUGAAUCCGAAUGGCUUCUCGUGGUAGACGCAUGCUUCUCAAAGUUAUAAUCCUUGGUGACAGCGGGGUUGGAAAGACAUCUUUGAUGAAUCAAUAUGUGAACCGCAAGUUCAGUAAUCAGUACAAAGCAACUAUUGGGGCAGAUUUCUUGACAAAAGAAGUCCAAUUCGAGGAUAGGCAUUUCACCUUGCAGAUUUGGGAUACAGCUGGACAGGAAAGAUUUCAAAGUCUUGGAGUGGCUUUCUACCGUGGUGCAGACUGUUGUGUUCUUGUGUAUGAUGUAAAUGUCAUGAAAUCAUUUGAUAAUCUCAACAAUUGGCGUGAGGAGUUUCUGAUUCAGGCUAGCCCUUCUGAUCCCGAGAACUUUCCAUUUGUUGUAUUGGGGAACAAGAUAGAUAUUGAUGGUGGGAAUAGUCGAGUGGUAUCUGAGAAGAAGGCAAAGGCAUGGUGUGCUUCCAAGGGAAAUAUUCCUUAUUUUGAAACUUCUGCCAAAGAAGGUUUCAAUGUUGAAGCAGCUUUCCAGUGUAUAGCAAAAAAUGCUCUCAAAAAUGAACCUGAAGAAGACAUUUAUCUUCCGGACACCAUUGAUGUUGUCGGGGGUGGACAGCAACAGAGAUCUUCAGGAUGUGAAUGUUAGAUGGACUAAUGGAUGGUUUCUUCAAAUUGGGGAACUCAACAUUGGACAUUUCUGAUCGAUUCGUCAUGCCCUAAUAAGUCUGGAGAGAAUGUUACUCAAGUCCUAUGUAUCAAUACAAGUGCUUAGUCAGAGAGAUAUUGAUAAUGUUCUAUUUUCAUUUCCUUGCCCUUGCUUUCAACUUUUUAUUCUCGGGAAUCUAAUUGUUCACUUGUGAAUGUUGGAUUUUAACCAA